UCUCGUGCUUGACCUGCGACCUCUGCGUAUACGCAACGACCUGGUGUUUGGCGACAGCUGAAAUCGACCGGACUGAUUAGGGGUGGUAUCCAUAUCAAAAUUAUCAGACUUAAAUGAAAAUAAGUAACUAAUUAAAGUAGUGUAUAAACUACAACAAUAUCGAAAAUUUCUCAUAUAACAUUCAACUUAAUUAACGAUAAUUUCCUAAGCUAGAGUAAUUUAAUUUCUUCCACUGUGAUAUCUUUUAUAUUAACGUCAGAACAUUUUGUAACUUUUGGCCCAUAAAAUUGAACAGAAUCUUAGUGAUGGAUACACACUUAAUCGAAGCCUAGUUGGUUUUUUAAAGUAGCAGAAAAUUUAGCUCGCGAAAUGACAACACACCACCUUGCCGUUAACCGUGCCCUGAAUAGCUCCUACUGCGCUAAGGAGCCCGUCUCCGGAGCGAAGCCCAUCCCACCUACGCCUAGAUCCUACAUCCGAUGCCCGAAAACUCUUUUCAAAUCCAACUAAUGCAGGCCAUUGGUGGCGGAAUCGCCGGAGCUGUUUCGCGCACCAUCACCCAGCCGUUGGACGUUCUGAAGAUCCGUUUCCAGAUGCAGGUUGAACCGCUCACUAACCACAUAGACUCAAAGUACAGAGGCAUCAUCCACGCCUUCAAGUCGGUGUACGCAGAGGAGGGCAUGCGAGGCAUGUUUCGCGGCCACAAUUCCGGACAGGUUCUGAGUAUCUCGUACGCCCUGGUGCAGUUCUGGUCCUACGAACAGCUCCGCUCCAUGGCCCACCAGCGGGAUUUCUGGAACGAGCGUCCUCUCCUUAUGUUCUUUAUGUGCGGCGGUGUAGCCGGAUGUAUGGGAGCGGUAGCGGCCCAGCCUUUCGACGUAGUGCGGACUCAGAUGGUAGCGGCCGACCCCUCCUCCCACAGAAGCCGGAUGAGCACCAUGAGUCUACUGCGAGGGGUCUACAAGAAGGAGGGCUUGGCGGGCCUCUCACGGGGAUUACCCUUCACUCUAGUGCAGGUCUUCCCGCUGGUGGGGUCCAACUUUCUCUUCUACAAGUACCUGAACGCCCUGGUGCUUAUGGCCAAGCCGCCUGAGCAGCGCCAGGAGAUACAUGCCGGCUUCCUUUUCCUUAAUGGGGCGUUGUCGGGGGUUAUCGCCAAAAUGAUUGUUUACCCGGCGGACCUGCUCAAGAAACGCAUCCAGCUUAUGGACUUUAAGCAGGAGCGCAAGUCCUUUGGCCGAAACCCUGAGUGUCCAACGGUUCUAGGCUGCAUAUUGACCACCUUUCGGGUGGAAGGAUUGAGUGGCUUUUACAAGGGUAUGGCGCCGACCCUGUUCAAGGCGGGGCUGAUGAGCUCCGUUUACUUCUCCAUCUACGACAUGUUCAAGCGCCACUUCAUAGGCCCCAUGAAGGAGGCCGAAGAGCCGAAGCCAAAAAGUCGGCAAAAGCAUCUGAAAUCGUAGUUCUCAUUUCGUUUUGG
Drosophila eugracilis is the source of this 1480-nucleotide messenger RNA. RefSeq names its product mitochondrial thiamine pyrophosphate carrier (gene Tpc2). Gene Ontology annotation, cellular component: mitochondrial inner membrane. The coding region runs from base 480 to 1463 and encodes 327 amino acids. The transcript has a single exon. Gene Ontology annotation, biological process: thiamine pyrophosphate transmembrane transport. NCBI's taxonomy places the organism in Eukaryota, Metazoa, Arthropoda, Insecta, Diptera, Drosophilidae. Gene Ontology annotation, molecular function: thiamine transmembrane transporter activity. The record is from RefSeq and is a predicted model, not a curated record.